Phycodurus eques (leafy seadragon) is the source of this 1254-nucleotide messenger RNA. It is a transcript of the gene hmgb1a, whose product is annotated as high mobility group box 1a. The record is from RefSeq and is a predicted model, not a curated record. Gene Ontology annotation, molecular function: DNA binding, bending. Gene Ontology annotation, biological process: regulation of transcription by RNA polymerase II. The coding region runs from base 131 to 754 and encodes 207 amino acids. Lineage: Eukaryota; Metazoa; Chordata; Actinopteri; Syngnathiformes; Syngnathidae. Gene Ontology annotation, cellular component: nucleus. The transcript has 5 exons.
UCGAGAGUAAUGUUAGAGAACGGAGGAGUGAAGACACUGCGUAUCGCUCACACAACAGCCAUUGCCGAGCAUUAAAAGCCCAGCCACAGUCGUUCGAUAUUGUUUGGCUUCAGGUGUUUUCCACGCCAGGAUGAGGAAAGAUCCGACAAAGCCCAGGGGCAAGAUGUCCUCCUACGCCUACUUUGUGCAGACAUGCCGGGAGGAGCACAAGAAGAAGCAUCCCGACGCCUCGGUCAACUUUUCCGAGUUCUCCAAGAAGUGCUCCGAGAGAUGGAAGACCAUGUCCAACAAGGACAAGGGCAAGUUUGAGGACCUGGCCAAGCAGGAUAAGGCUCGUUACGAGCAUGAGAUGAUGAGCUACGUGCCGGCCCACGGAGGAAAGAAUAAGAAGUUCAAGGACCCCAACGCUCCAAAGAGGCCCCCGUCUGCCUUCUUCAUCUUCUGCUCCGAGUACCGUCCCAAGGUGAAGGGCGAGACUCCGGGCUUGACCAUCGGGGACGUGGCCAAGAAGCUUGGGGAGAUGUGGAACGGAACCUCGGCCGAAAACAAGGUGCCCUUCGAGAAGAAAGCGGCCAAGCUGAAGGAGAAGUACAAGAAGGACGUGGCAGCGUACCGCACCAAGGGCAAGGCGGGCGGUGGCGGUGCCCCGGCGGCCAAAGCGGCGGCCAAGGCAGCAAAGGACGAUGACGACGACGACGACGACGAGGAUGAGGAUGACGACGAGGAUGAGGAUGAUGAGGACGACGACGAGUAAUCGGUCCAUCCCGGUCGGUCCCGGUCAUGCGGCGAUGGUGAUGUUGUUGUUUGUAAAGCAUUUAAGACGCCCCGUGUACACACUUACAAAAGCAAAUCCAUUUAGUCGCAUCUGAGGGGCGGAGGGUUGGACGGUGGUGUUAAAAAAAAAAAUGCAGAAAAAGGCUGUGUAUAUCACUUGUUUUUAUGCUGUACAGUUUGUUUCUCCUUUUUGUAUAGUUAACACUACACACGUCUGGUGUCCAUGUCCUCCUCCUCUUACAGUAUUUAGCCUAGAUGUGCACAGCACAUAAAAAAAAAAACCAUUAGAUCUUAUGAGUGUCUCUCUGUUUUUCUGUUUUCAUUUUAUCGCUGUUGAACGUAUCACUUUUAUUGAUCUUUACGUACCACUGUCCUAGCAACAUGAGAAGAAAUGAUUUAAAAAAAAAAAAAAAAAAAAAAGCCUCGUUUAUUGUUGAAAGUUUAAAUUGCUUCUGAUGUCAAUAAACAUUUUUUGUAAUA